CCUUAGUCCUGAGCCCUGAGUGUACGAGUACCUGACAGCUCGACUUCGCUUCAUAUUUUCUCAAAACGUCUCCGCGUAUUCAAUUGCCAUCGGGGUUUCUACAAUCCGUAACCUGACAUCCACUGCCCUUCUUCGCCAGAGACAAGAUCAGCCAGUAGACCAAAUAUACAUCACUACAUGUACUGUGCCACUACGCUUGGCGCGUUCUCAGGUCCCUUACACGUACCUUACACUACACAUUAUUCAAACAUCAAACAAGUCGCCGGCCCCUCGUGUCUUGUUGCCGUUUCUGCACUUCUCUCUUUACUCGCGCCGGCCGACCUUUACCUUUUUCACUCUCACAUCGCGACUCAGACCCGACUCACUUUCACCUUGGCCUGAUAAUUUUAUCAGCCCGAUAUUUGCCCCUGCCUUUCGCUCUCCUCCUCACUCACAUCUCACCCUAGAUACCUCUCCGCGAGGUACCGCAGCCCCCGGCCAGCCACCACCCAGGUGCCGUAUCCGCGCGCACUAUUCACUACGCCAUCAUCGUCGCCGUGCGGAUCCUUUCCCCAUUCCUAACCCCAUAACACUAAAACUCUCUUUCCCUCUGCCCAUACAGAUACGCCUGCUGCCUUUCAUUCACCUGAAGUAGCUUGGAGCCACCUCCCUUCGGAUUCGGAUGACCUCCUUCUCCUCCCCCAACUACUUGCCUUUUUCUUCUCUCCCCUUACCCUUCACCUCAUGUCCUCGUCCAUUCCUCUCGCAAACUUGUCGCCCUCGUCGAGGCCCUCGUACUACAAGAUGCCCGAAUCACCAGCGCCUUACUCCAGGCGCCGUCCGCAUCGCGGCCACUGGACUCCCUCGCUAAUUGGAUCAUACGUCUUCGACUGGCUUGUCCUCGCCGUUGUCGGCGGCAUUGCCACUGUAUUGGGCAUCGUCGAGCCGAACAAGCGUCCUUUUUCUGUCCUCGACCCCAAUAUCUCCUUCCCGUUCACCCACCACGAGACCGUGCCUAUGUGGCUAGCCGCCAUCAUUGCUGUCGCUGGCCCCAUCAUCGUCAUCGCUGCCGUGUGCCUCAUCCUCGUCCCCGGAAAUACUGUUCCUAAGGGAACCCCCAAGUCUCUCAUCUGGAAACGGAAGCUGUGGGAAUUACACGUUGGAUAUCUCGGUCUUGCUCUCGCUCAUGUUGGCGCCUUCUUCAUCACCAACGGCAUGAAGAACAUGUUCGGUAAACCACGACCCGAUCUUCUUUCUCGAUGCCAGCCCGACCUGGCCAACAUACAGAAGUACAUCGUUGGUGGCACAUCCGCCAACAUUACCGGCUUAACAGGUGCGGCAGGCUUUGGCCAGCUUGUGUCUGCAGCCAUUUGCACAAAUACCGAUUCGCACACGCUCAACGACGGCUUCCGCAGCUACCCGUCUGGUCACUCGAGCUCCGCCGCCGCCGGUCUGAUCUACCUGUCUCUGUUCCUCGCCAGCAAGUUCGCCGUUACCCUACCGUUCGUGGCUUCAGACAAUGGUGCCGAUUCCCACUCGGCUUUCCCAUCUCGCAUCAAGAAGGCUGGAUCCGGUUAUGAGGAGGUCGGACUCGGCGAAAGCGGAUCGCUCAACCCCGAUUCCGCCACUGCAGCCAGGAACUUGGCUGAGCAUAACAAGGUCGUCACGGCUGUCCGUCGACAAGCUGCCGCCCCUCCGAUCUAUCUCCUGACCAUCGUCGUCAUACCUUGGUUCGCUUCCAUCUUUAUUGCUGGCUCCCGCUGGUUUGACUUCCGCCAUCACGGUUUUGACAUUCUUUUCGGCUACAUGAUUGGCAUUUUUACAUCCAUCUUCGCCUUCCGCUACUACCACCUUCCGAUCACUCAGGGUGCUGGCUGGGCCUGGGGUCCUCGCAGCCACGAUAAAGCUUGGUGGUCUGGCGUUGGCUCGUACAGUUACGCGACUGACAAAGGAGACUUUAUUCGGCCUGGCGAUGAGGAAGAGGCAUAUGUGUCGAGACCAGUCAUUGGUCAAGCAACAUCAACGCAGUACAUGGGCAAGCAAAGCUCUCAUGAUGAGCCUGAGGCUGAAAAUCGGUUCUGAUUACGAUAGAUUGGGUGCGGCAUGCUAUAGCAUCCAUCGCAUUUCCACACUGGGCAUAUUGGGGCAUGAACGGAGUUUACGGUAUACCACCCGCCUGAAAAAGGAACUGGCGGGGACCUAGGGCAUUUGUUUCUUAAGGGGGCCAGGCAUGGCAUGCAGAUAUGACCGUUACGGAAUAGAUUUGUGACUGA
This is a messenger RNA of Colletotrichum scovillei, 2252 nucleotides long. Its product is annotated as PAP2 superfamily protein. Gene Ontology annotation, molecular function: phosphatidate phosphatase activity. The coding region runs from base 724 to 2061 and encodes 445 amino acids. The transcript has 2 exons. Gene Ontology annotation, biological process: phospholipid metabolic process. The record is from RefSeq and is a predicted model, not a curated record. NCBI's taxonomy places the organism in Eukaryota, Fungi, Ascomycota, Sordariomycetes, Glomerellales, Glomerellaceae.